Parathielavia appendiculata is the source of this 492-nucleotide messenger RNA. RefSeq lists its product as uncharacterized. Gene Ontology annotation, cellular component: mitochondrial large ribosomal subunit. Gene Ontology annotation, molecular function: structural constituent of ribosome. Lineage: Eukaryota; Fungi; Ascomycota; Sordariomycetes; Sordariales; Chaetomiaceae. The record is from RefSeq and is a predicted model, not a curated record. The transcript is spliced from 3 exons. The coding region runs from base 1 to 492 and encodes 163 amino acids.
AUGGCAGCAGCGGCGUCAAAACACAUACAAUUAGCGCUAGCGCUGCCGGCGCGGCUGCGCACAUUCCUCGCGCGGUACCCCCCGGCGUCGAUCCUGCCUGCGGGCGCCAACCCCGAGACUCACAAGACGGCCUACCAAGAAGAGACGCCCAACCCCUUCCUGCCUAUGAAGCAUCCCGUCACAGGGCGUUGGCAUGAUCCCAAAUACUCGCUGCGACGACAGGCCGAGCUGGUCAAGAUGGCGCGGGAGCAUGGCGUCGAGGAGCUGCUGCCCUUCACGCCCAAGGGCACCGAGACGAGGUUACGCAAGAGGGUCGAGUUGGGGUUGCGCGUCAAGGGCACGGGUGUCGGCCAGAAGGUCAAGGGUCACAAGCACGAGAGGCAGCUGGGUGUCAAGAUGGAGAAGAGGAGAGAGGCCAUGUUGGCGAUGCCGGAACUCAUCAAGCAAUGGAAAAAGGUUGGGAGACGGGACUGGACCAAGUUUCCAAAAUAA